Orcinus orca (killer whale) is the source of this 2126-nucleotide messenger RNA. RefSeq names its product serine/threonine kinase 31 (gene STK31). Gene Ontology annotation, molecular function: protein kinase activity; ATP binding. Bases 20 to 1975 code for a protein of 651 amino acids. The record is from RefSeq and is a predicted model, not a curated record. Gene Ontology annotation, biological process: protein phosphorylation. NCBI's taxonomy places the organism in Eukaryota, Metazoa, Chordata, Mammalia, Artiodactyla, Delphinidae. The transcript is spliced from 16 exons.
GCAAGAGAAAGCAACUACCAUGGAUUUGACUAAACAUUUAGAAAGUACUCUUAAGACUUGUGUAGGUACCAGAAUGAAAAAUCUAGCAGCUAAGGUUGAAAUAUUGAAAGAAAUUAGAUGUGUCAAUAUCAAUGCUCAUUUUGGAAAUGACCUGUCAGAUGCUAUACAAGUGUUGGAUGAAGGCUGCUUUACUCUCCCAGCUUCUCUGAAUGAAUUAGAGAUAAUUUGGGCAGAAUACUGUCUGGCUCAGGGGAAGAUUCAAGCUUGUCAGAAUAUGAAUGAAGGGAAUAUUUUGAUAGCCAAAAGAAAUGAAGUACAACAGAAGCUGUACAUGGCAGUAGAAGUUUUUAUUCUGGAAGUUGAUGAGUUACCUCUUAAUAAACGCUUGAAAACAUUACAGGAUUUGUCAGCGUCUUUAGAAGCAGUAUAUGGACAGGCCAAAGAAGGGACAAACUCUGAAGAAAUACUGAAGAAAUUUUAUGACUGGAAGUGUAAUAAAAGAGAGUUGUUCACCAGCGUUAGAAGUGAAACAGAGGUUUCUCUACAACAUCUUGUAACAUGGUUUCAGAGUACCUUAAAGGCCUUUGAUCUAUCUGUGGAAGAAUCACUGACUUCUGAAGACACAAUUGGUAAUAUUGAUGAAAUCCUAGAGAAGGCUGGGUCAAGUGUCUGCAAAGAGCUGGAGAUAUCUCUGAUUGAGCAAGGUGAUGCAGACAAGGAGAUCACUUUAAAUGCAUAUAGUCAAGUAGUACAAAAGAUCCGUUCAGAGGAAAGGCUUAUUGCCACAGUACAAUCCAAGUACAAGGACAGUGUUGAGUUUAAGAAACAGAUUAUUGAAUGUUUAAAUAAGAGCCCCAAUGUGGAUCACUUGCUGUCCAUUAAAAAGACACUGAAAAGCUUAAAGGCUCGACUGAGAUGGAAAUUGGUUGAAAAGAAUAAUUUGGAAGAAUCCGAUGACCAUGAUGGAUCUGAGAUUGAGGAAAUAAAACAAGAAAUAACUCAGUUGCAGAAUAGUGUCUUUCAGGAAAUUUAUCAUGAGCGGGAGGAAUAUGAGAAGCUGAAUAGCUUGGUACAGAAAUGGUUCCCUGAGCUUCCUCUACUUUAUCCUGAAAUAGGAUUACUUAAGUACAUGAACUCUGGUGGUCUUCUUACAAUGAGCUUGGAAAGGGAUCUUCUUGAUGCUGAGCCCAUGAAGGAACUUAGCGGGAAGCGUCCUUUGGUAUGUUCUGAGGUUAACGGGCAGAUAAUUCUUUUAAAGGGCUAUUCUGUGGAUGUCGACACAGAAGCCAGGGUAAUUCAGAGAGCAGCCGCGUAUCACAGAGCUUGGAGAGAAGCUAAAGAAGAGUCUGGGUUGCUACCAUUGAUAUUCCUAUUUUUGUGUAAGUCUGAUCCUAUGGCUUAUCUGAUGGUCCCAUACUAUCCUAGGGCAAACCUGAGUGCUAUUCAAUCCAGCAUGCCUUUAACUUUAGAAGAAGCUUUAAAGGUCAUGAAAGGUGUUGCCCAGGGCCUGCAUACAUUGCACAAGGCUGACAUAAUUCAUGGAUCACUUCAUCAGAACAAUGUAUUUGCUUUAAACCGUCAACAGGGAAUUGUUGGAGAUUUUGACUUCACCAAAUCUGUGAGUCAGCGAGCCUCAGUGAACAUGAUGAUUGGUGACUUGAGUUUGCUAUCACCUGAAUUGAAAAUGGGAAAACCUGCUUCUCCAAGUUCUGACUUAUAUGCUUAUGGCUGCCUUUUAUUGUGGCUCUCUGUUCAAAAUCAGAAAUUUGAGACAAAUGAGGAUGGAAUCCCAAAGGUGGAUCAGUUUCAUUUGGACGAUAAUGUCAAAUCCCUCCUCUGUAGCUUGAUCUAUUGUAGAAGUUCAAUGACUGCUGAGCAAGUUUUCAAUGCUGAAUGUUUCUUGCUACCAAAGGGGAAAUCAACUCCAAACUCAGAAAAAGAUACUGAAUACACCCCAAAAAAAGAGGAAGAAUAAUUAAAGGUGGAGAACUUGGAUAAAGAUAAGGAAAAGACAAGAUAUGGUGAAGCCAGCUUUGAUUGAUUAAUAUUCUUUUGUUGUUGCAGAUGUUCCUUUUUAAAACUUUGUUUAGUUUGGUUAAAUAAACAGAAAAAAAUCUGGGAGUGUU